CCCCAAAGCAAUUCGACACGCUUUUCUUUACAGCCCCUGUUUUAUAUCAUCAACCCAAGCUCGCUUUUGAGAUCUUCACUUCCUUUUAUCCUAAGCUAAAACCCAAUCUGAACAUCCCCAUCUCCAAAUAUGGCACUAAGCCAUAAUGUUAUUGGCAUGAUCAACUUCAUAGCCACACUUCUAUCAAUUCCCAUCAUUGGGGCCGGAAUUUGGCUGACAACACUACCUGAUAAUUCUUGUGUGAAGAUUCUUCAGUGGCCUGUUGUAAUUAUUGGGAUUUUGAUCUUAGUUGUAGGAAUUGCAGGGUUCGUAGGAGGAUUCUGGAGAAUUCCAUGGUUACUUCUUUUCUACUUAGUGGUCAUGCUAGUUCUCAUAAUAUUACUAGGUUGUAUGGUUGUAUUCAUUUAUAUGGUUACUCUUAAAGGGGCUGGUCACCUUGCUCCUAGUAGAUCUUACUUGGAAUAUCGUCUCGAUGAUUACUCCGGAUGGUUACGUAGAAGAGUCCAAGUUUCUUACAAAUGGGAUCAAAUUCGAGCUUGUCUCAGCACCACAAGCAUGUGCCCGGAACUGAAUCAAAGUUACCGUUUCGCUCAAGAUUUCUUCAAUGCACGCAUCACUCCGUUACAGUCUGGCUGUUGCAAGCCUCCAACGCAAUGUGGAUUCACGUUCGUAAACCCGACGUAUUGGAUUAGUCCAAUAAACACAGCGGCAGACAUGGAUUGCUUACUGUGGAAUAACGAGCAAACGCAACUUUGUUAUGGGUGUGACUCAUGCAAAGCCGGAUUACUUGCCAAUAUUAGGAGUGAAUGGAGAAGAGUAGAUAUCAUUUUGUUGAUCACUUUGAUUGCUCUAAUCUGUGUUUACUUAGUAGGUUGUUGUGCAUUUAGAAAUGCCAAAACAGAAGAUCUGUUUCGCAAGUACAAACAAGGUUAUACUUAGGAAACAAAAGACUGUUCGAUCUGAUUUGUGAUGAGAAGAAAAAAAUUGUUUGCCUUGGGGCUUUGGGUGAGUAAAAGGUUCUAGUACUUUUGUUAAACCAGUUGUUAAUUUUGAUCCGUUUUUGUGCGUGGGGUUUGAUUGAUUAGAAACCAUAAUCAGAAUUUUGUCAAAAGGGCAUACGUAAUUAGCGGAAUCACCGAAAGUAAGUUGCUUUAAUAUCCACUAAUGGGAAUCCAAAGGUAUUAUCCUAAAGCAGACAACUAGGCGUGAACAUCAACAAUUGUAAAAUGUAGAUGAAUCAAAAGAUAGCUUAGAGGGGAACCUAUUCUACCAGAAAACUCAAAAAUGCCGCUGCUCCAAGUUACUAUAAGAAAACUUAUUGCUAAAUAAAUUGCUGAUAUCCGUACUUUUGGAAUUACAUGGCUCACAAAAAAAAUCAGUAAAAGCAGGAGGGAAAAUUAUACAGUUUUUAUAUUAUUACUAUUACUGUAACAGAACUCACACACCUCUGUAUUAUUGCAAACUACUUGCAUUAUGAAUGCCGAUUCAUCAUCUUUUCUUUUCUCA
Molecule: messenger RNA, 1506 nt
Organism: Papaver somniferum (opium poppy)
Lineage: Eukaryota; Viridiplantae; Streptophyta; Magnoliopsida; Ranunculales; Papaveraceae
Product: protein TORNADO 2-like
Exons: 2
Coding region: 130-939 (269 amino acids)
Biological process (GO): auxin-activated signaling pathway
Cellular component (GO): plasma membrane; plasmodesma
Source: RefSeq, a predicted model, not a curated record